Lacerta agilis (Sand lizard) is the source of this 953-nucleotide messenger RNA. RefSeq names its product G-patch domain containing 11 (gene GPATCH11). The transcript has 9 exons. Gene Ontology annotation, molecular function: nucleic acid binding. NCBI's taxonomy places the organism in Eukaryota, Metazoa, Chordata, Lepidosauria, Squamata, Lacertidae. Gene Ontology annotation, cellular component: kinetochore. The record is from RefSeq and is a predicted model, not a curated record. The coding region runs from base 117 to 899 and encodes 260 amino acids.
CAUGCGCACCUGCGCAGUUGCCGAGAGACUGGAACGCAAGGGAGCAAGACUUUGGUGGGUGGAAGAGGCACGCGGAGGCUGGCAAGAGGGCUGCAAGUGGAGUAUUAAUACCAAUCAUGGGUGAUGAAGAAGAUGACUACAUGUCUGAUUCCUUUAUUAAUGUUAACCAGGACAUCAGACCAGGCAUGCCAAUGCUGAGGCGUACAAAGGAAGUGUUUAAGAAAGAAGAAAAACAAAAGGAAGCUAACGAGAGAAGUAGGCAAAAGAGUAUAAAAGAGCAGGAGAAAGAACAACGUGAUACUGUUUUAAACAUUGCUUUGGGAAACGAGAAUAAAGGCUUUGCUAUGCUUCAGAAGAUGGGUUAUAAAAGUGGUCAACCUCUCGGCAAAAGUGGAAAGGGGAUUGUCGAGCCUAUUCCUCUGAACAUUACCACAGGCAGAAGUGGGCUUGGCCAUGAAGAAGUGAAGAAACGGAAAGCUGAAGAAAACCUGGAAAACUACAGGAGAAAAAUGCAUAUGAGGAAACAAGCGGAGGCGCAGACAGCUGACCUCUUCAAGUUGAGAUUGAAGACCAAACAGGAGCAACUUCAAGUAAAACGAGACCUUGUGAAAAGUCAGAAAGCCUGUCAACAACUAGAUAUGCAGAAAGGCCUUGAAUCCCCCAAAGAGAUGUGGUUCUGGUUAAGGCCAGAGGAGGAAAAGGAAGAUGACGUGGAUGCAGAGGACGAAGAGGAGGAAGAAAAAGAGGAAGAUGAAUUCGACGAAUCAGAAAAGUUAAUAAUGUUGACAGCGUAUCUAAGGGAAGAACACCUCUACUGCAUUUGGUGUGGAACAACCUAUGAUGAUAAAGAAGAUUUAUCCUCAAACUGUCCUGGAGACACUUUCGCAGACCAUGAAUAACUUUCCUAAAGUAAGAAUAGUAAAUGCUGCAUGAUCGAUCCAGCAUAAAGAUAU